AUUUCACACAAACUUGCACAACAAUUCCGUAUUAAAAUACCGCGAAUGCAAGAAACUAUACUUAAUGCGCGUACAGGGCUCCCGCACAAUCGCGUGUAAAGUCUUUGCCGAUGCUCUCGAAAAUGUCCGCGAAAAUUAACGCGUUCGGCCACUGUUAGCGUAGCGAAACUGUAUCUAUAAUUCCGUACUACAGGUGGAUUUUACUCAAACGACCUACACAAUGAGAAACGCGGUAAGUAAAAUGUUCACUUAAAAAUUAAAAUAGAUAAAUAAAUCUAUAAUGGAUUGAUUGAAUUGAGCGGGUUAGCUUGGAGCGUGUUUAUCGAUAUUAAAAUACCUAAUCAAUUUUUAGACUGAUAGCGUACCAUGCUGCAUGACAAUACUAAUGGGUUCCCGUUUGGAAAGGUUUGUAGAUAAACGUCUAAUGUGUCUUCAGUAGGUACGAGUUUGAACUUUCUAGAGACACGUGUUGAUCCGUAGUGAUUAUUUCGUUCUGAAAAUGAGUGACAACAAUGUUUUUAUCAUUUUAUGCAAUUGAUGAAGACCUUCUACUGCGAGGUUUGUCUUCAAUCGACUCUCUGCCAUCUGAAUAUGCCAUAAACCACCUAAAAACUUGAGCCCUGAGUACACUGUCUGAAAAAUUUCCUUCGCACUGUGCCCAAGUCUGAAACAAAAUCGAUUAGCACACCCCAUUUGACUGGGGUGAUAUUUUAGAAAUGUUUUUUUUUGAUUUUCCUAGAAGUUUUAUAUUGAAUGGGGAAAACGGGAAAAUUUACGAAAUGUACUUAUUACUUUAAAAUCAUAUAUAUUACGGCCUUUCAAAACAUGUAUAAUCAAAUAUAACCAAAUCGUAUUUCAUUAGCAAUAUUUAAUCGUUGCGUACAGAUAUACAUUUUUCUUCUACCUUCCCAACUUCUCACCUACAACAGUGGCCCACCCAUCGUAUGAAAUGUGUCCGUUUCUUUUUUUCUUUUUGUGUGAAUGACAAUACAUUUUGCAGUUUAUUUUUAUCAACAUUUUAUGUUAAAAUUCGUUAAAAACACAAAAUAUUAGAAUUUAUCUUCUAGUUAUAAAAUAAUAAAAUAUUACCAACGAAAUACAAAUUUCAACGAAGUUCAGUUAAAACAUAUUUUGAAAUGUUGUGAUAUUUACGGUUUUCAUCAAAAUUUAAUCCUAAAACGAUUAUAACUACCCUAUAUUACGCUUAAUUUUAGAUUCCGAGCUUAACGAGGGAGCUAUUGGUUUUACUAAGAUGUUUAUUUCUUUUUUUUCUAUUUUCUUUGUUCUGGUCUAUGGACAUGUGUUUUCUUAGUAACUUGCUCCGAUUUUUACGUGUAGCAAUUUUUCUGAAAAUUCGAGUUAUUUAGAUGGUACUUUAGAGAGGUUAUUUUUUGAUUUUCAACGCCAUUUUUUGAAUAAAAGCACUUAGGUUGGAAAAACCGUAGGGAAACGUACAUUUCCACGAUUUCAUUUUUUUAUAAAAACGCGGACGACGUUUUCUACCAGAAAAAGUGAUUUAAUCGAUAAAUCACAAGACACCUUUUUUGUUGUCUUUUUGAUUUACUUUCUAACGGUAUCAUUUCUUUUGAGAUUUUAAGGAAUUUUAAUUUUUGCUGUAAUUCGGUUAUAAAUACACGUAGACUUGAAACUUGAUAAUAAUAAUUAUAUUGGACUUACAUAGACGUGGUAAAAAUUUUAAAAUCAUCAGACGACUUUUAAAUUUUUUUACAAUGGUACUUAAUUUUUUUUAUACUUUAGACCACUUUUAUCUUAGAAACUUGUUCCGAUCUAUAAAUGUAGCACCUUUUCUGAAAUUAAAUUUUAUCUACUUGGUAAAUACAUAGGUCAUUUUUUGAUUUUCGAAACGGUGUUCAAAAUAAAAAGGAUUAACCAGGAAAAAAUACGAUUUUGUUAUAUUAAAUAAUAUGACUCCAAUUGAAGAAUGACAAGAGACCUUUUUUGUUGAAUUAUUAAUGGCUUUUUUAAUGAUGCAAUUCGCUUUUUUGAUUUUCGAAUUAGUUUGCAUAAUAAUCUGGAAGAAACGUAGGAAGGUUAGGUUAAAAAAGUGUAUUAGUUAUUCAAAUUAUGUAUUACCGAACUGCGCUCGGUAUCGUCUUUCGUCAGCAAUGGUUUAUUGUUGCUUACAGAUAUAAAUAAAAUAACCUUAUAAAUCCCACCUUCCCUACUACCCACCUACAACAGUGGCAGCACUCAUCCCCAGUAUCAGCUCUUUUUUUUAUGUUUUUAUCACUUAUAAUGAACCUUGAAAAGGUAAAUGUAUUUAUCUGUCAAAAUUACAAGUCCCUAUGAAUAUUUUAAACUAAAUUAGGUACAACAAAAAACAAAAUUGAAAAUAAUGAAACCAUUAUUCCCGUAAACGUUCCCGUUCUGUCUACGGAUUUUUACCGGUAGGUAAUCAAAUAAAAACACACAUCAUAGUAAAACUAAUAGAUCCCUCGGUACGCUCAAAAUCUAAAGUGGAAUAUCUCGUUUACGAGUUUGCAAAAAUUAAAAAUGUCAACAUCAAAACGUGUUUAAACUGAAACCUCAUUUAUUUAUAUAAUUUAUAUUAUACCUAUAGGUUGCUAUUUGAAAACCAAAAGUAGUUUCACCCCCUUAAAAACAAACGGCCAUUCCAUCCCGGAAAGUCGUCGCCUUUCAGAAAAGUCAUUAAACUUGAAAAAUUUAAAAGUAAAAUUGUUGAUAGAAGAGUUGGUCACAGAAAAAAGAAAAAUAAUAAUAAACAUCAUUGUAAUACGAAUACAUUCCUCGUCCGCCCAGAAUCUAAAAUAAGAGUAACGUAACGUUUUCGAAUAUUAUACGGUAGUAUAAUAUGAUUUCAAAAAGUUUUCACACGAAAAACUUGACCGCAAAACACGUAAAUGACGUUUGAUAUACCCGCUCUGUACGGGUAUAGUAAAAUACAUUUUGCUGCUACGGGAUGAGUUUUUUUUUUUGAAACCGCAAGGUAAAAUGCGUAUUCACAUAGGUAUUAUGUUGUGCGUAGUGCGUGUUCGCGAUAUGCGGUUUGGCCGCGUUCGUAGCGGCGAUCGAGUUCGAACAGCAGCUGCAAUUACAGGCGCCGCAGAGCUAUUAUUACGACGGACGUUCACAACCGGCGGAAGAGUCGACGCGCACUCAUCACGGCAGUCACAAGCUGAAGAAGAUGAAGAAACGGCUAUUGCUGCAAUGCCUGUUGUCGCUGGGACAGCAACGGCGGCGGAGACGGGACACGGACGCGGCCACCGGCCGGUUUUUGAUUCCGUUCGCGGUCCAAAACACAAACGUGAACGUCGGCGGGGGUGGCGGCGGAGGUGUCGGCGGAUACGACGACCCGCAGUUUGGAAACUACGGCGGCGGCGGCUGCAUGCAGAUGCUCAACGGCCACAAGCCGUUGUUGGGACAGUUGGGCUCACCAUUGGGAUCGUUGGUUUCUUCGGUGGAAGAAUCCGGCCCGGGAAACCGGAACGGCCAGUACACGGACUGGAACAGAUACGCCAGACAGUUCAACCGGAACUUCGUCAGGCCGCUCUAUCGGUUGUUUUAGAGACGCGUCCGUUCCUAUAAUCUCGACUCGAAUAUUUCACAAUGUAAUUGUAAUCUUUUAAAGUGUGUAUCACGUGAAAUGUCGAUUUAGUUUUUUAGUAUAUUUUACGCAACAAUUUUUCCCUCCUGUUAUCGGUCUUUCUUUUUCGGAAAAAAUAUUAUGUUCAAAGAAUCGUAGGUUUUAUGCGACCAGCCAUAUUUGUACGGGUACCACGACGGGUAUCAUUAAUUAUCAUUAUAAUAUUAUAUGAUUUUAUAUGUUUUAUAUUAAGUACUCGCUCUGUAGUCUGUACAAUGUGUAUAGUAUAUGUAUAUUUAGGUAGUAAACCUUAGCUGUUAAAAUAUCGUGUAAUUUGUUUUAUAUAUUAUAUAAAAAAAAAGAAAAAAAGAGGGAUAGACCCUCCAUUAAUAAUUGUCGCACAAUAUCGUUGAUUUCAAAUAUUGCUAAAAUCUUUGAACAAUUACUCAAAAAAGAAUUACAUGACUACCUUGAAACUUAUGAUAUUCUCCAUCCAUCCCGAUUCGGUUUUUUACCAAGCUAUUUCUAAAAUCACCAAAGUGGUCUACACUGCAUUAGAUAAUGAUACAGAACGUGCAGCAAUUUACCUUGACUUGGUUGAAGCUUUCGACACAGUAGACUAUGACAUAUUUCUGUCAAAACUUAUUGAUACAACUUAUUGGUACAAGAAUCGAAAAUGCAGCCCUAAAAUUUUUUAAAUCGUACCUGUCUUUGUGCCCCCUAUGUAAAGAACACGCUGAGUUCUCUUAAGCUAAUUAAAUGUGGAGUCCCCCAAGGCACCUCUUUAUCCCCUCUCCUGUUUAAUAUUCAAACAAAUAAUAUUAGCUCACUGCUCUUGUGAGGUUCAUUAGUAUGUUUUGUUGAUGCAGCCCUAAUAGUGACUGGAACGACGUCUUUCUUAAUAUACAAAAUGAUAUUACCAUCGUUCAGAACUGGUUACUGGAAAAUAAUAUUUUCCUAAAUAUUGAUAAGACAUUCAUGCUACCGCAUUAUAUAACCAAUUCUGAUUUUCCCAACAUAAACCACAUUCCAUUGCACUUAUUUAACUGUCGUAAUAUAAAUUCAUGCGAUUGUGAAAUCAAAUUAUACAUCAGCACAUCUGUAAAAUAAAUGUGUGUUAUAAUGAGCAGAAAUUUUAAAUGGACAGAACAUUAAAAACUAAUAUUAAUCAAACUACGAAAACUCGUCUGUACCUUUAACCAGCUAAAACGUAUGUUAAACCCUACCCUUAUUAAAAGUGUAUACAAAACCUUAGUUGAAUCAUUAUUAACCUACGGAAUAAUUGCCUGGGGUGGUGCCUGCAAUUCCAAUCUUAAGAAACUUCAAACAACUCAAAACAACAUACUAAGAUCUAUACUAAAUAAAAACAGGUACUUUCAUAAUGUAAACUUCUACUCGGAAUUCAAUAUUCUAACAAUAAAAAAACGGUUUUAUUUUUUUUUAAACAGCAGUAAUCUACUCAAUUAAAAACAACUUAAACAAACCGCUAAAGCACAAUUUUAAUAUUCUAUAUAAAUUGAAUAACGUUGUAGUUCCCAGAACUCGCAAAUCCUUCACUCAAACCUCUUUCUUUUUUGUUCGACCAUUUAUAUUUAAUACAUUUUCUUUAGAGUUACACUAUCUGAAUUAUACAGACUUUAAAUUACAUCUAUAAAAAUGGCUUCUCCAACAAGCAGCAAAAUUCGCACAUAAAUUAUUAUAGGCAUCUUUUGUAUUCAUUUAACUUGUUAUAUAUA
Messenger RNA from Cinara cedri, 5301 nucleotides. The record is from the annotation of a GenBank genome assembly. Lineage: Eukaryota; Metazoa; Arthropoda; Insecta; Hemiptera; Aphididae.